This is a messenger RNA of Ilex paraguariensis (yerba mate), 1768 nucleotides long. Lineage: Eukaryota; Viridiplantae; Streptophyta; Magnoliopsida; Aquifoliales; Aquifoliaceae. The record is from the annotation of a GenBank genome assembly.
GCGAACGCAGGCGUUGCUAUAAAUUUUGUUGCUGAAUCUUCCUGCCAUCUAGACAUUGCCAUUUCAUACACGACGCUGGACCAUCUCCCUAGGAAACGCGGCUAUUCUCUCUCUCUACCCUUCUACGCCCAUCGGACCACAAACAGGAAAAGCAUAGAGAGAAGAGAGAAACAGACAGAACGGAGAGAGAGAGAGAGAGAGAGAGAGAGCGGGCAAUGCUGAGAUCGAGUGGUUGUAAAUUGAUUACUGGGUCAAAAGUUUAGGAGGCGAAGAAGAGUAGUAGGAGGUAGUGGGUGGGUAUAUGGGGAGUGGGACUUGGGUGGAUGUGGUUCGUCGGUGGUUUCAACGUCGCUCUGGUUCAGUCAAUACUCUUGGUAAUGGAAAUAGGCAUGUGGGUGUGACCGAUUUUGAAGCCAAAUCGUCAGUUACACCUUCACGACAAGAAGAAAAAAAGGAGUUAACCAUUCUUGAAGACUUCAAUAUUUCUGGCCUGAAGGUCAUCAAAGUCCCGAAACGCAUCAACUUCCCAGCUUCGUCCUCCAUGGAUCCUCACAAAAAGAACCCUUUGGAAACAGAAUUCUUCACAGAGUAUGGUGAGGCGAGCAGAUAUCAAGUUCAAGAAGUCAUUGGCAAAGGUAGUUAUGGGGUUGUGGGUUCUGCUGUUGAUACCCACACUGGAGAAAGGGUUGCAAUCAAGAAGAUCAAUGAUGUUUUUGAACAUGUUUCGGAUGCCACUCGGAUAUUAAGAGAAAUAAAGCUCCUUCGACUUCUCCGACAUCCUGAUAUUGUAGAAAUAAAGCAUAUUAUGCUUCCUCCUUCUCGGAGAGAGUUUAAAGACAUUUAUGUUGUUUUUGAAUUGAUGGAGUCUGACCUUCACCAAGUAAUAAAAGCAAAUGACGAUCUUACACCUGAACAUUAUCAGUUUUUCCUAUACCAGCUUCUUCGUGGUUUGAAAUAUAUUCACACAGCGAAUGUGUUUCAUCGAGACUUAAAGCCAAAAAAUAUCCUUGCUAAUGCUGACUGUAAGUUGAAGAUCUGUGAUUUUGGGCUUGCUCGUGUAUCAUUUAAUGAUGCUCCUUCAGCUAUUUUCUGGACCGACUAUGUUGCAACUCGAUGGUAUCGUGCCCCUGAACUUUGUGGCUCCUUUUUCUCCAAGUAUACUCCUGCAAUUGAUAUUUGGAGCAUUGGAUGCAUAUUUGCUGAGAUGCUUACUGGAAAACCAUUGUUUCCUGGGAAGAAUGUGGUACACCAAUUAGAUCUCAUGACUGAUUUGCUUGGCACUCCUCCUGCUGAAUCCAUUGCUAGGAUUCGGAAUGAAAAGGCCAGAAGAUAUCUCAGUAGCAUGCGUAAAAAACAGCAUGUUUCAUUUUCGCAGAAAUUCCCCAAUGCAGAUCCGUUGGCUCUUCGGCUACUGGAGCGAAUGGUUGCAUUUGAUCCUAAGGAUCGACCAUCUGCUGAAGAGGCAUUGGCUGAUCCUUACUUCAGUGGUUUGUCAAAUGUGGACCGUGAACCAUCCACUCAACCCAUAUCAAAACUUGAGUUUGAGUUUGAAAGGAGAAAAUUGACAAAAGAUGAUGUUAGGGAGUUAAUAUAUCGAGAGAUUCUAGAGUAUCACCCGCAGAUGCUUCAGGAGUAUCUUCGUGGUGGAGAUCAGACUAGCUUUAUGUACCCCAGAAGGAAGCUUUUGCUUCAAGAUUUCCUGGAUGACUGGGGCCUUGCAAGGAUAACAGUUUAUACCCAUCUGCACCAGAUUCAUCUUCUGAAAUGA